This is a messenger RNA of Batrachochytrium dendrobatidis JAM81, 651 nucleotides long. RefSeq lists its product as uncharacterized. The record is from RefSeq and is a predicted model, not a curated record. The annotation marks the transcript as partial. NCBI's taxonomy places the organism in Eukaryota, Fungi, Chytridiomycota, Chytridiomycetes, Rhizophydiales. The transcript is spliced from 2 exons.
AGAAAUUGAGGAGUUUCAGGAAGCCAGAAUGCUUUCAAUUUCAUGAAUUUCAAGUAAGGUUCUUUGGCCCAUUCAAAUAGUACAAUGUCUUGACGGAACAGCACGGUCAAGUAAAUAGUAGUUUCUGUUUUUUCAAUCAGGAAAGACUUGGUGUCCCUUGUGGCAAUGAUCUUGAUAAAAUCGGUGGUCCAUCUAGAAACAAGUGCUGCCUCAUCAACACUAUCACGAUUUAGGUUGGCAUAGAAAUCGUCAACGGGUGUGGAUGCAAUUUGCUCAUUGUCUAAAAGUGCUGCUGCCAUGGGAAGAUUCAUGUUCAUUUUGGCAACGGUGCGGAUGUUGUCUCCAAGAAGGUAGCGAAUCAAGCGUCGAAUUGAAGCGAGCUUAUAUUGACGGACAUGAUCACGCUUACCAGACAAAGCCAUGAUAACUCCGUAUUCGUGCAAAAUUUCAAUCUGCCUAAAGCGGACAUCACGAAUCAAUGGAACCGGUUGCUUGAUGGUUCCCUCUGUCAGAUCGAUAAAGUACAAGCCCUUCACGUCAGCAGUAAAGAAUUCGUUACGACUGGCAGUGAUGGGAGUGGGCUCGAAUACUUGCAAUUCGACACUCUGUACAGCAUUCACAAACACUGGGAAAUCUGUUGGGGAGAUCUGA